This is a messenger RNA of Drosophila obscura, 766 nucleotides long. It is a transcript of the gene Tapdelta, whose product is annotated as translocon-associated protein subunit delta. Gene Ontology annotation, cellular component: membrane; endoplasmic reticulum; endomembrane system. The record is from RefSeq and is a predicted model, not a curated record. The transcript has 2 exons. NCBI's taxonomy places the organism in Eukaryota, Metazoa, Arthropoda, Insecta, Diptera, Drosophilidae. The coding region runs from base 108 to 608 and encodes 166 amino acids.
GCUGCUGUCGUGGCGUUCAAAGUAAAAAGAAAGUGUCAGCGGUUUUGUUGGGCGCUCCUGGAAUUAAGCGAAUUUUCAAUUAAAAACCACAGCAAAACCUACCGGAAAUGUGCCGUCAACUGGUUGCCCUCUGCCUGAUCGCCCUGAUGGGUGCAUCCGGUGUCUACGGAAGCUGCAAGGCCACCGUGUCGUCGUUUAGCACACAAGAUGCCACCAUUCUGAUGCAGCUGGCGCACGUUGCCGAGCUCACGCUGCAGUGCAGCAACUCUGCACAGCCCAGCCUGUUCGCCGAGUUCCCCUGCGGCAAGGUUGUGCCCGUGGCCAAGAUUGGCGACAGCAAGUACCAGGUGAGCUGGGUGGAGGAUAUCAAGCAAGGUAGCAGCGGCAACGUCCAGGUGCGUCUCUUCGAUGAGGAUGGCUAUGCCAACGUACGCAAGGCACAGCGCGACGGCGAUAAGGUCUCGUCGGUUAAGUCCCUGCUGGACAUCACCGUGCCCACCAAGAGCGCUUACAAGGGUCCCUGGGUAAAGGCCGAGAUUCUUGCCGCCGUCCUGGUGACCGGAGUUGCGUACUUCGCGUUCACCACCAAGAGCAAGGUUCAAGCCUAGGAUUGCAUCUCAUUCGAUGUAAAUUGCCGACCCAUUGAAUGAAAUUCAUUCACCUAUUUCACGUAGCAACAAAUUAGCGACUCCGAGCUGGAUCCUAGAGAUUUUUUACCAAUAAGCAUCCAAAAUUGGGUUGAAAAUAAAAAUUUUAAAAAACCGAA